Messenger RNA from Eruca vesicaria subsp. sativa (arugula), 1268 nucleotides. The record is from the annotation of a GenBank genome assembly. NCBI's taxonomy places the organism in Eukaryota, Viridiplantae, Streptophyta, Magnoliopsida, Brassicales, Brassicaceae.
AUCAGUUCAAUAAAAAAAAAAUCUGGAACAUGUCGAAAAAGAGAGCUGGUGAAGAAGUUUCGAAAAGAUUUCAGAAGUGUCACGGUUUAAUUCCCGGUUUACCGUCCGAGUUAGCUAUCGAGUGCAUGAUAAGAGUCCCGUACAAGUUUCAAACAGCUAUGAAGUCUGUUUGCACUUCUUGGUGCAACUUACUCUCUGACUCUUCGUUUAGUAGAGAGCGGAUGAGAUGCGGCAAAGCUGAGCUUCUUCUCUGCUUAGUUCAACCGCUUACGCCGCCAAAACCUAACGCGGUUGAAGAAGGUGAGAAGAAAGAGUUGCUACAGCAGCAACCGCGCGUUUCCGUAACGCCACGGUUUGGGUUAAGCGUUUACAACGCGACUAUGUCCACGUGGAACCGCGUCGCGUUUCCCGAGCAGCAGAUUCCUCUUUUCUGCGAGUGCGUCGCGGUCCAGGCCUCCGGGAAAGUUCUGCUCAUCGGCGGGUGGGACCCGGUGACGUUACAGCCGGUGAAAGACGUCUACGUCCUCGAACUCGCGGGAGAAGGAAGCGGAAGGAGGUGGAGAAAAGGAGCGUCUAUGAAGGAACCUCGCUCCUUCUUCGCGUGCGCUCUCGUAGGUUCGACGAAAAUCUACGUCGCCGGAGGUCACGACGAUCAGAAGAACGCUUUACGUUCAGCGGAAGUGUACGACGUGGUGAGAGACGAGUGGUUGUCUCUUCCUCCGAUGACGGAAGGGAGAGACGAGUGUCAUGGCUUCGCCAUGGGCCCAAAAAUAGCCCAUUUAGAUUUGGACAUGAAAGGCCCAUGUUCGGCCCAUUUAACGGAGCUAGGAUUCUGUGUUUUGAGUGGUUAUGGAACAGAGUCUCAAGGGAGGUUCCGUUCCGACGGAGAAGUUUACGAUCCUGCUACUAACACGUGGUCAAGAGUCGAAAACGUAUGGCCGUUUCAUGAUACUAGCCCUAGAGGCCGCAUAACUGGAGAUAUUAGAGGCUCCUCCUCUAAGUUAUGGUGUUUCGUGGACAGCAAGUUACAGUGGGAGACUGAAGAUGAUUCAGGGAAAUGGAAACUUGAUCUUGAAAGUGUAAAGCUUCCGGUGACCGGAAGCUUAGUUUACGGAGGGGGUUACGGAGGUGACGCGGUGGUGAUGAUUGGCGGAGGAGUGAUGAUGAAGACAGCGACGGAGGAGAGUGUCGGAAAAUGGAGUAGUAUUGAUGACAUACCUUUUGGUUUCUCCACUCUUCCUUUCUCACAUGCUUCAAUCUAUGUCUGA